This is a messenger RNA of Haemonchus placei, 1353 nucleotides long. Lineage: Eukaryota; Metazoa; Nematoda; Chromadorea; Rhabditida; Trichostrongylidae. The record is from the annotation of a GenBank genome assembly.
AUGGCAGUGCUCAUAGAAACAACCUUGGGAGAUAUUGUCAUCGACGUGUUUGUUAAAGAACGACCAAAAUGUUCGCUAAACUUUAUCAAACUUUGUAAAAUGAAGUACUACAAUCUGUGCCAGUUCCACACCAUUGAGCAAAAUUACAUCGCUCAAACGGGUGAUCCUACAGGAACUGGUAGAGGAGGAGAAUCAAUAUACAUGACUUUGUAUGGUGAGCAAGCACGGUACUUUGAGAAAGAGGAUCUUCCCAAAAUGAAGCACACCAGAAUGGGUGUUGUUUCUUUUGUAAAUAAUGGUAACAAUAUGUUGGGAAGCCAGUUCUUUAUCACACUGGGGGAGAAUUUGGACUAUCUCGACGAUAAGCACACAAUUUUUGGUCAAGUCACGGAAGGGAUAGAUACUCUAGAGAAAAUGAAUGAUCAGUUAUGUGAUGGUGAUCACAAGCCUUAUAGAGAUAUCCGAAUCGCACACACUAUUGUCCUAGACGAUCCAUUUGAAGAUCCUCCGCGGAUUAAAUACCCUCGUGGAUCUCCGUCGCCUACUUUCGAAAUGCUUGUACAGACAAACAAAAUCGCACUCGAUGAGAAUGUGGAUGAUUUUGAAGGAAAAACCGCUGAAGAAAUAGCCGAGGAAAUCAAAAAGCGAGAUAUGGCAGAGCAAGCGCAAAUUCUUGAAAUGGUCGGUGAUUUACGUCAUGCUGAUGAAGCGCCACCAGACAACGUUCUGUUUGUGUGUAAAUUGAAUCCAGUAACUACCGAUGAAGACUUGGAAAUUAUUUUCAGCAGAUUUGGAAAAAUCAUAAAGUGCGAGGUAAUACGAGAUCGUAGGACCCAGCAAUCUCUACAGUAUGCGUUCAUUGAAUUUGAUGAUCCGAAAAGUUGUGAGCAGGCGUUUUUCAAAAUGGACAACGUGCUAAUUGAUGAUAGAAGAAUUCAUGUAGAUUUCUCGCAGUCAGUGGCAAAGUUACAUCAGGGUUAUAAAGAAGGAAAAGCGCAACGUUACAAUGCUGAUGAGCCGGAAAAUAAAGACCACAGGCAAAAACGACCUCCUGGAAAGAAAAAUGUCUCUCCACGGAGAAAUGGUAAUGAGGAACAGCGGAACGAAAAGCGUCCUCCUCGAGAUAAGUUUUAUGAAAGACAACGCGAAGGAGUCCCGGAAAAGAAGCGUCGCGAACGAUCGCGCAGUAGAGACGAUUUGCCGCAGAAAUAUCGAAAUGAAAGAAGUGUUGGAAAAUCAGAGCAAGGGAAAACAAAGAUAGACAUGAUAGCCGAAAAAGGAAGAGGAGAGAAAGGUCUGACAGUAGUGAGGGACGACAGAGACGUUCUCGGAGUAGUUCAGCCAGCCCAGUGA